Phaeodactylum tricornutum CCAP 1055/1 is the source of this 792-nucleotide messenger RNA. RefSeq lists its product with no specific name. Bases 1 to 792 code for a protein of 263 amino acids. The record is from RefSeq and is a predicted model, not a curated record. Lineage: Eukaryota; Bacillariophyta; Bacillariophyceae; Surirellales; Neidiaceae. The transcript has a single exon.
AUGGUAGAAUUCGAUUAUAAGAUGAAGAAUUUGGCAGCACUGGAUGGCAUCGGAGUAAUUGAAAGAGUAGAAAGCAAAGCGAUAGAAGACUCCCUGAAUGAGGUUCAGGCACUCCACACGGCCCUCUGUUUCCUCUGUUCUGUCAAUGCGGGAGUCGCCGAAGUUGAAACUUUCUUGACCAAUCAUCCCGAGGCCCUUUUGCUGGACGGGACCGGCUAUUUGGAAGACGAAAGCGCCCGCAUCAUUGUGGAAGAACAAAUGAGUCGUUGCGAAUGCUACGACGCCGCAUGCAACCAAAAUAGACGUUACGUUAUCUCAGUCCUUGAUAAAGGGUUUGAGCAUUAUCAGGAUCGACACUUUCGCCAAGAAUCCACAAGCUGUCAGCAAAGCUGGGGCAUAUACGCAGGAAAACUUUUGAAACUGGAGCACAACAUCCGAAACCGUCGUGUGCAGGAGCUCACAAUGCGACACCAUGUUUUACAAGCCGCUAUUGAGGUACAUAGCUUUCAGGACCAAUUGGAACAAAUACUGUCGAAAUCAACAACAGGCCUAGCGUUGUUUAAAUGCCAUUGGAAUCAGGACACCUUUGCACGGCGAUCUGUUUUAGAGUACCAGCAUGGCGUGGCGCUGGUGAACUUGAGCACCAUUGAGCGGGAGCACAAAGGUUUGCUGCGAAAAAUUCGGGAAGUUCGUCGCACUCAAUUUGUCUUGCUGAAGCGCGUAUUCGACGGUGUACAACGGCGCGUGUGUCUUUCUACUCGAACGCAAUCGCCAGUACCGCCAAUCUUGUAG